AUUAUUUACGAAAAAUCCCCUUUCUCGUGGAAUACUCAUGGCCGCAAUCAGCUCCCAGGUCUCCUCCCUCACCGAUUUCCACCAUACAAAACCGUCAAAACCAGAUGAGGCGGCGGAGACGAAAGACUCUUUGAAGUCCGCUAUACGAUGGGAGACGGGUACUGGAUUUGAUGACGACUCUAGCGAUGACGACGGUGUUUGCCCUCAAGAAGAUGAAGAACUGUCUGAACUGUGCGACUUUGCUCUUUCUUUUUGUGAGACUCAACAUCCUUGCCCUCAAGAAGAUGAAGAACUGGCUGAACUGUGUGACUUUGCUCUAUCUCUUUGUGAGACUCAACAUGUCUCUUCCGUUACUGAGUCCGACUAUACAAAACUGAAACUGGAUGAUGGAGAUAAAGAUGAGGGGCCGCGGAGACGAAAGACACUUUGA
Molecule: messenger RNA, 430 nt
Organism: Ipomoea triloba (trilobed morning glory)
Lineage: Eukaryota; Viridiplantae; Streptophyta; Magnoliopsida; Solanales; Convolvulaceae
Exons: 3
Coding region: 38-430 (130 amino acids)
Source: RefSeq, a predicted model, not a curated record